Misgurnus anguillicaudatus (oriental weatherfish) is the source of this 5751-nucleotide messenger RNA. It is a transcript of the gene smo, whose product is annotated as smoothened, frizzled class receptor. Gene Ontology annotation, molecular function: transmembrane signaling receptor activity; patched binding. Gene Ontology annotation, cellular component: cilium; dendrite; plasma membrane. Lineage: Eukaryota; Metazoa; Chordata; Actinopteri; Cypriniformes; Cobitidae. The record is from RefSeq and is a predicted model, not a curated record. Gene Ontology annotation, biological process: smoothened signaling pathway; pattern specification process; central nervous system development.
AGACAGGACAAAACCGAUUCUUGUGUUGAGUCAAGACGUCUAUAACCCAACUGGAUUUCAGGUCAGUUGCGUCUGAUGCGCAGAUGAGUUUUGACAACAUUUCUCUCCCUUCGCUUCGGCUUUAAACUGGCGGGACGGGGGCGCGCUUAAGGGGGAUGGAGCGCGCAGUCCCGGGAUCAUGUUACAAUCCCAGACUUUUCAAGGGAAGUUUUUUUCUCUCCAGCAGAAAAGUGGGGGAUGGUGAACGAUGGUGGAUUUCUUCAAACUUUCAUGAGUAGAAAAACGCAACGGUAAAUAGUUUCAUAAAAACUAACGUAGCCUGUGCGCGUUUUUGGACAAUGAUGAGCUUUUUAGUAACUCGCGGGCAAGAAAGAAAACAUAAGAAACUUUGGAACAGGCAUUUCUUUUAACGGAAAAAAAUGUCCGAUCAGGAAUCUAGGGAAUCUUCGCACUUAGGCAACUUUGCAUGUAUUUGAAAGCGUUGUGCGCGUAACGCGCGUCUAGAGAAAGUUUAUUUGGAAACGUUUGAUGAAACAUUGUUACAUUGUCGCGUCUCCAAGAUGUCCUCCAAACGCCUGUGCUCCAUUGUUGGAGGCUUUUGGAUGCUUUGGACCUCAAUGGCCGCCCGGGCCGUCAUCUUACACCCAAACGAAACGAUAUUCAACGACUUUUGUAAGAAAACGACAACUUGCGAAGUGCUGAAAUACAAUACGUGCCUCGGUUCUCCUUUGCCAUAUACUCACACUUCUCUGAUCCUGGCUGAAGACUCAGAAACUCAAGAGGAAGCCUUUGAGAAAUUGGCCAUGUGGUCUGGGCUGAGAAAUGCUCCUCGCUGCUGGGCUGUGAUUCAGCCAUUGCUGUGUGCCGUUUACAUGCCGAAGUGUGAAAACGGAAAGGUGGAAUUGCCCAGCCAACACCUGUGCCAGGCUACACGCACUCCUUGCAGCAUCGUUGAGCAGGAACGAGGCUGGCCUAACUUUCUCAAGUGUGAAAACAACGACAAAUUUCCUAAAGGUUGCCAGAAUGAGGUUCAGAAGAUCAAGUUCAAUACGUCAGGACAGUGUGAGGCUCCUUUGGUUAAAACCGAUAUCCAGGCCAGCUGGUACAAGGAUGUGGAGGGUUGUGGGAUUCAGUGUAACAAUCCGCUGUUUACAGAGGAUGAGCAUUCGGACAUGCACAGCUACAUCGCCAUGUUUGGCUCCAUCACUCUUUUGUGCACCUUCUUUACUCUGGCCACGUUUCUUGCCGACUGGAAGAAUUCCAACCGUUACCCUGCUGUCAUCCUCUUUUACGUCAAUGCUUGUUUUUUUAUCGGAAGCAUUGGAUGGCUUGCUCAGUUCAUGGACGGAGCUCGCAAAGAGAUCGUGUGCAAAAGUGACGACACCAUGCGGCUUGGAGAGCCAUCGUCCACCGAGACGCUAUCAUGUGUGAUUAUAUUCGUCAUCGUGUAUUAUUCCCUCAUGUCCGGGGUCAUCUGGUUUGUUAUGCUCACCUACGCCUGGCACACAUCUUUCAAAGCCCUCGGCACCACCCACCAGCCCUUGUCUGGAAGAACGUCCUAUUUCCACCUUGUCACUUGGUCCAUUCCUUUCAUACUGACUGUAGCAAUACUGGCCAUUGCAGAGGUGGAUGGAGAUUCGGUUAGUGGUAUUUGCUUUGUCGGCUAUAAGAACUAUAGAUACCGUGCUGGGUUCGUUCUGGCUCCCAUUGGUGUGGUCCUCGUCAUUGGCGGCUAUUUCCUAAUACGGGGGGUUAUGACGUUGUUCUCUAUUAAGAGUAACCAUCCAGGGCUACUGAGUGAAAAAGCUGCUAGUAAAAUCAAUGAGACCAUGCUGAGACUUGGUAUAUUUGGAUUCUUGGCCUUUGGUUUUGUUUUAAUCACUUUCGGCUGCCAUUUCUAUGACUUUUUCAACCAGGCUGAGUGGGAAAAAAGCUUCAGGGAAUAUGUACUAUGUGAAGCUAACGUCACCAUAGCUCAUCAGACGAACAAGCCCAUCCCAGAGUGUGCCAUCAAGAACAGGCCAAGCUUGUUGGUAGAGAAGAUCAACCUCUUCUCAAUGUUCGGCACAGGCAUCGCCAUGAGCACGUGGGUUUGGACGAAAGCCACCAUCCUUAUCUGGAAACGUACCUGGUGCAGAAUCAUUGGACGUAGUGAUGACGAGCCCAAACGCAUCAAGAAGAGCAAGAUGAUCGCCAAGGCGUUCUCAAAGCGAAAAGAACUGCAGAAGGAUCCCGAAAAAGAGCUGUCCUUCAGCAUGCACACCGUCUCUCAUGAGGGACCUGUGGCUGGUAUCAACUUUGACCUCAAUGAGCCGUCAAUAGAAAUGUCUUCUGCGUGGGCCCAACAUGUGACAAAGAUGGUGGCUAGAAGAGGUGCAAUCUUACCUCAGGACAUCUCAGUGACGCCCACCGGUACACCUGUUCCGCCUCCCGAGGAGAGGAACAAACUGUGGCUGGUCGAAGCAGAAAUUUCUCCUGAAAUGAUUAAAAGAAAGAAGAAAAAGAAAAAGCGCAGAAAGGAGGACCGACCAGUGGGUCCUGCGGAGGACGAAAGGAACCCUACCUACCACAGACGGGAAUUUGGUAACAGUGCUGUACCGCGUCUUCCAAAGUUGCCAGGUCACCGCAGCCUGGUGGCAAACCUGUGGGAGCAACAGCAGCGACGACAGCAGGAAGAACAAGAUGUGCUUCCAGGGGCCUUCCCAGAAUACCGACCUUCCUGUCCUCUUCCCUACCAGCAGAGAUACGGUGGACUAGGAUACCACCCUUCCAACCUAUGCAACAAACCCUCCAGCCUUCCUAUUGCCAAUCCUCUGACACUUAGAAAUAGCAUGCAAGAUGACUCGGAUCGCUUCCAGCAAUCAUCAUGGCAACCGAAGGGGUUUUUCCGCCACACUGGGCCGGAGAUUUCUGUGAUGGAUACUGGCAGGACUGCUGUCGUGCCACGAGGAGAUGGGAGGCGUGCCGUUCCCAUACACUCAAGAACCAAUCUUAUGGAGGCUGAGCUAAUGGAUGCAGAUUCGGAUUUUUAAGUGCUUCGAGAUGUUAGUACUCAUAAAAGUGCUGGAUGCUUGGAUUUACAUGCCAAACAAUAACGUGGAGCCGAACUUUUUGGAAGGAUAUACUAUGAAACGCAUCAUAAUCUAUGAUUUGGAUUUAACAGUGUGCUUUUGUACAAUUUCAUGUGUGCAAAUUCACAGUUUUGUUUGCUAUCUGGGAUUUUAUGGCAGGUGUGCCAUGGGGCUUCAAUGCAAGAAUGCCUCGCAAUUUAUUGAUCUUGGAUUAAAGUGGAAUAAUUUCUGCUCCUAAACAUAUAGUCCCGCCCCAAACUCACGCCAUUGGUUGAGCCAGUGUUGCUGUUUUUUUGCUGUUAAGGACGCUUGGUUUGACGAAAAACAGGUGCUUUCUUAUCAUUCGUUUUGCUCAAUGAAGACGGACUACAGUAGGAGCCAACAGAAAAGAAGCAGUCCACAUGCUUAAAGGCGGGGUGCAUGCUUUUUGAAAAACACUUUCAAACAGGAGUCGGGCCGACUACCAAAACACACUUAUAGCGUCUAUUAACUGACAUCGUUGCCUGGGUUGCGUAUGUGUGGGGCGGGUCUAUCAAAGAAAGUCCAGAUUUGUUUUUUUUAGUUGAUUUCAAAUGUCAACAUUGACUUUCAGAGAUCAUGCACCCCGCCUUUAAGGCCGAAGAAUGGUUAAUUUUUACGUGUGAUGCAAUUUUCAUCAUCAUAAGAGUACACGCGUACUGUACUGGCACGACCGGAUUUUUUUAACCCUGCGUACAUUGCAUUGGUCGCGCAUCAUGCGUGUACAAGAAUGCAUUAUGCAGUCCAGGAGAUGCAUUGCAUUUUGUCUGCGUACACAUACGAGUUAAAUAAAUGAUGCUUUGCAAGGCUGUUUGUUUGACCGCCCGUGUACGUUUGUGACUUUGCUUACACGUAAUAAACAGACUAUACUUCAGGUUGUACUGUAUCUGUUUUAACAGUUGCCACAGCUUUCCAGACUGAAAGUAAGGGAACUGACAAAUUUGGUACUUUGUUAGGGAAAAGAGUUUAUUAAAAGUUAUUAUUGUUAUAUUGCCUGGUGCAAUCACAAACAAGUCCACCUCUUUCAUUCAAAGAGUAAGAGAGAACAAAGGGCAUUGUUUUUGGUCAAAAUAUGAUAUGAGUCGAUUGUAUGGUAGCUAAAAAUGCCAGCGGUUACUUGAGAUUACAUUUACAUUUAUUACUGUACAGCGCUAUUAAAAUACUAUUUUUGUACUUUGUUUUUCCACCAUUUUUUUAAUAUUAUGUCACAUUGUAAAUACUUUUGAAAACAUAUUUUAGUAUCUCACGCCCUUUGAAAGGUUUUGGAAAGGUUACAUAUUUGGAAAUCCUGGAUGCCCUUACAAUAGUUACUAUAGUUAAUACCCCCAAAAAUACACAAUGCAUGUAGUUUACAUAACUUAUAAACCAGCUGUAAUUAUUUAACUUAAUUUGUUAAGUUGAAGUAAAACAAAAACUUAUGAUGAUAUGAUUUUAUUUUUUUACAGUGUAGUUGCUACAAAAUGAUCAUGGUUAGGGCUUUGCAAAAAUAUCGAUACAGCUAUUUAUCGUGAUAUUUUUUCUACGUUAGUGUAUCGGUAUUUCAAUUUCUACUAUUUUUAAAACAAUUAAAUUAAAAUUAAAUUAAAAAAUCAAAAUCCCUCUGUGUGCGUCAAACAAGCUCCUUCGCCGCUGCUGUAGUUGUCGCUGUCCAUGUACAGCCAUUCGGCCAAUGUCUCAGAAGUUAGCGGAAUUGAGAAAAUGGCAGAAAAUCUUAAAAUGCCUUCAGCUUUCAAAGCGACGUGUGGAAGCACUUUGGCUUUAAAAAAUUUUUUUAUUUUUUUAGAAAAAUUCUGUUUUUUUUACAUUUUUGAUAAAAAAAAGAAAAAGAAUUGCAAUGUAUCGCAGCAUGCCACAUAUCGUAUUGUGAUACUGGUAUAAUGUCCCAUGCCAAUACCCAGCCCUAAUCAUGGUUCUGCUAAAAAAACUAGUUAAACCAUAGUUUUGCCAAUGGUAAUCAAUACCCCCGCCCCCAAAAAACACCGUUAAUAAAAAAAAAACAUUUUUUUUGCUCUGUGUGCAGUUGGUUUGAGGUGACGCUCAUUGACACUUUUAUUAUUUUUCUUUUAAAAACUUUGCUUUGAUCUGUGUUAGUAUCAGUGGCAGUAUUAACAAAACUGCAGCUGGGCCGCAUUUUAUCGACAAACUGAAGCUGUCCUUCAAGAAUGUAUUUAAUGAAAAUGUUUGUGCUGUUUGUGAUAAUUCACCCAAUCACUGUUGCUUUUGUUUUCGUAUAAUAAUGAGUUUGUCUUUAUCAAGAGCUACAAGUACCAACACACAUCAUUUUUAUUUUACAUUACAUACUCUUUUGUGUCAGUAUUUUUGUGUGUUUGUGUAGAUCUUCCUCUGUGGGUCUCAUUUCAAUGUAUAUAUUGUAGUAUGGACACACAAUUAAAUAAUACAUUUUUAUGCACCAUGUACCCUUGAAGCUUUGCCACCUAAAAUAAGUUUUAUCGUGAUUUCAAUUUCAUGUCACCAUGAGAAUAUAUUUUCUUUGUGUAUAAAAACACGGUCACAUGUGGCGAUGUUUGUUUUAAAACGGUAUUAAGAUCUAAGGUAUAGAGACGAGUCUUAACGUAUGAUCAAUGACAGCUAUACGUAAGUGUUUUUAAAAAAGUGGUCAUAUUUGUAAGUAGUUUAUACAAAUAAACACAAAAUUAUUUUA